Molecule: messenger RNA, 537 nt
Organism: Penicillium lagena
Lineage: Eukaryota; Fungi; Ascomycota; Eurotiomycetes; Eurotiales; Aspergillaceae
Exons: 5
Coding region: 1-537 (178 amino acids)
Molecular function (GO): RNA binding
Source: RefSeq, a predicted model, not a curated record
AUGUCUAAAUUAUUUAUCGGUGGUCUGGCAUGGCAGACAGAUAGUUCUAGGUUGCGUCAAAAGUUUGAGGAAUUUGGGGAGGUCGAGGAAGCGGUGGUGGUAAUGGACAGGGAAACCGGACGCUCUAGGGGUUUUGGAUUUGUCAAGUUUUCCAGUGAAGAUGAUGCGACUGCGGCCGUGAACGCAAUGAAUGACACGGAGUUCGACGGUCGUAGGAUUCGUGUUGAUAAAGCUACUGAACGCGUCAAUAUUCGAAGUGUGGUGUAUCUCAAGAACAGGAGCUAUCGGAUCGAGGAAUUGUGGGUCUCCGCCAUCUCGGUAGCACGGACUGAUCUCCAGAUCCGAUCACCGCCAGACGAGAUGGCUGCCCCCACAGUGAUCCACGAACUGAAUAUAACCGAUACCACCGUUAUAUCCACGGUUAUAAAAUCGUCGGCAGAUCUGGCAUUCAUAUCAAAUUGCACCGAGAAAAAGCUCGAACCUCAUCGGUGGUCUAUCGACGACAGUCCGAAGCACUGCGGGACAGAGCCUACCUAA